GAUGGACUUGUACAUUUUUCGUACAUGUAGCAGCAACAUUGUAGUAAAAAUAAACCUUUGUCUUUAUAUGCGAAUGCGUACACAAGUUUGUAUUGUACAUCAUGAAUUAGUUUUAGAACUACUAUUUCGCUCGAAGAAUGAUCAAAUAUUCUACUUCGAGAAUGAACAAAUAUCCCUAUUAAUACGGGGUUCCCCUUUGUACGCUCAUUCAUAUAACAAUUCAACACCUGGGAGUUAGAGUCAACGUGUUCUGUACGGAAUAUAGGAGCGAUAAUAAAAGUAGGACAUCAAGCAUUGCGACAUAAGUUAAAUUUUGUUUACAUACUAUUUUUUAUACAUUGUUCAAUGAAAUGUGGGACAAUCAUAGGACGUCUCUUGUGGUAAAAUCCCUAGGUGUAACCCUUUUGGUACCAACAGUAAGAUUAAUUUCAGAACGAUAUUAUGUACAUAUGUGUCGCUGCAAUCUGCACCAUGAAACCAUAUAUUAUAGAUGGGAAUGUGAUACAUACGUACUGUCCAGUGUGGUCCAGUGCUUUCAAAGAGAAACAGUGGAAUAUAUAAAAGAGUAGAUGUACAUAUGUAUGUACAUACAUUGUACGUGCUGUAUUGUGUUCUGUGUUGUGUUCAACCGUGUAUAGUGUAUGUAUGUAUGUAUAUACAUAUAUCUUUAACGUGAACGAACUGUAUAAUAUCCCCAAAAACCCACGCAACAUAGCUUGCUUCAAAUCUGUCGAAAGACAGAGCUGGUAUCGAAAGUUUUCUGCAUAUGUAGCCGAUAGUAAUUCAUAGAGAUCCCGGUACUUAUUCUGACAAUACUUUCGUGUUCCUGUGAUCAUUUACAAUGAAUGUUUGCAAACAGUUUCGGACAAUAUGUGAGAAAAACCUGUAAAGUUUGACAAUACAAGGAUGUGACAAAUACAAUUGUUAUCGUGAUCGUGAAUGUUGUAAAAGUCUUCCAUAAUGAUGAGAACUGCACUUGUGUUUUUAAUUUUAACCCAAGCAAGAGGAAAAACAGUACAAACGUGUCCACAAUAUUGUACCUGCAAACUAGGUGCUCAGGCGGAAUGGUUACGUGUUAAAUGUAGCAAUGAAUUGCAGGAUAUUAAAAACAUUAAUUUUGAUAGUGUCAGUUUGGAAUUAGUGCAACUGGAUUUAAGUAAAAACAAUAUUUUCGACAUUGAUGUUGAUAUUUUUAAAAACUUAACGAAUCUUAAACGUUUGGAUUUAUCACAAAACAACAUAACUCAUAUUGGCGAAGGUUGUUUUAAUGGUCUUGGAAAUUUAGAAAGACUUAAUGCUCCAAAAUGUACAUCUCCUGAAAAUAUUAAAGGAGAAUUCGUAAAAAAACUAAGAUAUUCAGAAAAUAUUCAAUGCCAAUGGGCACCUCCUACAAUAGAACUUCGACCUAUCCAAAAUCAAGUCGUUUUUGCUGGAGAUUCAUUGACUUUAAAGUGUAGAGCUCCAAGUAUCACGGAAGAUAAAAAUGCAAAAUUGAGUUGGCUAUGGUAUCCUAACACUACUACUAAUGUUGUGGAUUUAAAUGCAUUUUCAGAUCCACAAAAAAGUUUAUCUAAUAUUAAAAUUGAUAAUCGAUAUCUUAAAGACAGUGGAAUAGUAGACAGUUCACUUAGUAUUAUUUCAGUUAAAGAAGAACAUAAUGGGCAGUGGAAUUGUUUAUUACUUUCAGUGAAUGGCAAUAGAACAAAAUCAAUUAUUGUGAUUGUCAUUUCUGAUCAAACUCGUUAUUGUCCUCUAGCAGUAACUAAGAGCAAUAAGGGUGUUUACACAUGGCCAAAAACUGUGGUUGGAUGGAGAGCAGAACUGCCAUGUGAAGGCAAUCAUUUCUCAGGUUCAAUGCAAAUGCCUUCAAAAGCGUUUUAUCACUGCAACAACACGGGAUAUUGGGAAAGCCUAAAUACAGAACUGUGUCCUUAUAUAUCCCAGACAACAAAAAGCUUAGAACAAUUUUCUAAAGCUAAUCUUUCUCUUGCAAAGAUCAAUUUAUUGGAAACUGCCAAAAAAUUUAAAAAUUACACAGGGCAAGACAUUAAAGUAACUGAUCCUAUUGAAGUAAAUUUUAUAACUCAAACUAUAGAAAAAUACUUGAACUUUUUAGUUGAAGAAAAGGAUCUUGGUACUAUAUUACUUGAUAUUAUUAGUUCUGUGAGUAAUUUGCCAAAAACCAUAUUAAAACGAGCCGAACUUUCUUUCAAGUCAUGCACAAGGCUUAUAAAAACAGUGGAAAAAAUUGUGCAAUAUACUCCAUCAAUACAAUCAUUCAGAAAAAACAUGGCUCUAGAAGAAUUUAAGAUAAAACGCAACAGUUUUUCCGGGUUAAUAUGUACAUGGUACUCCAAUGUUGCUUUCGUUGGCGACCCCGACUCAAAAUUCUUACAAUGCACCACAAACAAUAGAAGUACUCCAAUUAAUACAAAAGACAAAAUAAUAGAAGCUUCGAUACAUUUGCCUGCUUCAUUAUUAGAAUACUCACAAGAAAUCAUUACUCAUCAAUUAAUGAUCUCUGCAUAUAGCAAUAAUAAAUUAUUUCCUAUUAGUGAUAAUAUCAACAAUGAAUUUCCUAAUAACAAUAAUAAUAUGGAUAUUACAUCGUGUAUUAUUGGAAGCAAAUUAUUUGGAAUAUCGGUAAAAAAUUUAACUGAACCUGUGUAUGUUAUGUUAAGAAUACCGACUUAUUAUUAUUCUGCAAAAAGAUUGCAGCCCAUGGUUUGGGAUGAAACACUUGAUAAAUCAGGUGGUUGGACGAGCGAUGGUUGUCAUUUAAGAAGUGAAUUAAACAAUUUAAUAUUAUUUCAUUGCAAUCGAUUAGGAUAUUAUGGACUUCUGCAAGAUAUUUCUUAUCUUGAUAGAAGCACCAAUAGUUUACUUGGAGCAAAAUUUAAAUACUCAAAUCCUGCGAUAUAUAUUGGAAGUGCUGUGACAAUUACAUGUUUAAUUAUUAUCUUUGUAACAUAUAUUAUUUGUUACACAUCGAUUGCUAUGCCAAAAAAAGCAAAACACUGUGUUAUUAAUACUUGGUUUGCUGUAGCAUUACUAACAUUCUCUUAUACUGUUGGCAUUCAUCAAACAGAAAACAUUCAAAUUUGUCAAGGAGUUGGCUUAACACUUCACUACUUAUCUUUGUGCUGUCUACUAUGGAUGGCAGCAACUGCUAGCAAUAUGUAUAAUCAGUUUUCUAAACCAGACCUUGAAGACAUUCAAAAUAAUGAACUGUCAGAUGAACCAAUACCAAAACCAUUACUAGGCAUUUAUUUAGUUGGCUGGGGUAUAGCUAUGAUAAUUUGUGGUAUAUCUGGAGCAAUCAAUCUCCAGGAAUAUGCAGGACAUUCUUAUUGCUUUCUUACAUCAGGUCCUGCUCUUGCUGCACUAUUUCUUCCAGCAGCAAUUUUAAUUGUAUAUUUAAUAAUUUUUUAUUUACUUAUUAAAUGUGCACUUCAAAAUGAAGAUGUGACUGCUCAAUCAUUUGAAGGUACACAAGGUACAGAAAACAUGGAUUUAGAAUUAUUAGAACCAAGCACGAAUCUGCCUAUGAAUAGAAAUAGCAUGCACAGUGCACCAGUAUCGUCUGAUAUUGUAGAUUCUGAACACACUCAAAUAGGACAAUUAAAAGGCCAAAUUGUUGUAUUUAUUUUAUAUUUAAUAUCAUGGUUCACUGCAGCAGCAGCGACCGCAAAGCCAUUCAGCUCAUACAUAUUAUUUGAUGAAAUCAUAUUUUCCAUUUUAUAUUCACUUUUUUCAAGUUCGCUUGGUAUUUUUCUACUUUUUUUUUAUGGAAUUGUACGAAACGAUGUUAAAUCAGAGUGGUUGAAGAUGAGUUGCUGGCUUCAAAAGCGAAAAAACCGUUGUUGCAGAACAAGAAGCAUUUCUGAUACAAAUCCUGUAAUACCAACGCAUCCUCUAGCACAACAUUUGGUGCCACCGUUAUCUAAUUCUCAGGCAAUUCAAGUAACAUCUGACUCCAAUUCUAUUAAUUCGUCGAGGUGUACGAAUAGAUCUCAAACGUGUAAUGCAUUUAAAUUUACAGAUGCUUUAAGCAAUCGAGAAUCCUUGCCUGAUGUUAGAAAAAUGGCAAAUGUAAAUUUAGUUGUAUUACACCGUCAACAAUAUAGAUCUAAUAAUUCUGUUACAACAUAUACUGAACCGACUUGUGUUGAAAUGUUUUAUAACCCACAUCAAAGUGGUGUUGCUAGGAAGUUUUUUAGGAAGCAACGCCGUCAUACAAAGAAUAAUAAUCUUGGUCCUAGGAAACAAGGUGAUGGCGGUGCUACUAGUGACGCUGGCAGUUGUAUGUCUGCACCGCGAUCUACUGCAAAAUUAGAAAGUAAUAUAGGUCAAACUAUUCUAAGUACUAGUGCAAAAGUAAAUAAUACAAAUAUACAUGUCGAAUUGAAUCCAAUAACGGAUUCUAAGAACGUUAACAUUCUCUCGGAUAGCGGUGGUAGCAUGUCAGAAGAGAGAAAUGUUCCAAUGCGGUUUGUUAUUGGCCAAGAAAGUCUUCUUCGAAAUGUCAAUAAAAUUAACAACAAUUGCAGAUUGCAAAAGACUAUAUCACAUGAGUCAGAUGUAGAUGUUAAAAGUGAUGAAGAGAAACAUCUGCGAAAUGUUUCACAACAAUGUAGUUUAGAAUACAGCUCUGAAAUAGAAUCAGCUACUCAAAUGACCAGUGAAAAGAGUGAUCAUAAUUUACCAGAAAUUUAUGAAAUUGCAGAAACGGUUGUAGAAGAAAAUUUUGUAAGGAAAAGAUGUCAAAGCAUGAAUGAAUCUCAUGAAACAAGACAACGGCACUCAAAAAGUAACUUACAACUUAUAUCUCAUUCUAAUAGUAUGUUCUGUCUUCCAGUAGACACUACGAAACCUUUAAGAAGUAAUUAUUGUAACUCACUAAAUGACAUCACAUCUUUCGUUAAUUCAAAGAACUGUGAACAUUCGAAAUCAUUAUUAAUAAACGCACAAUGUACUGAAAGUUCAAUUUUGUUUAAUCGGGUUUCUGCUUCACGAAAAUCACUUAAUCAAUUUGAAUUAUUUUCUGAAAAAAAGAACUUCAAUAGUGAAAGUACACCUAACUUAGAGGAACCAUUGAAAUUUAAGUAUGAAUCUUUAAUAAACGCUGAAUGUGUCUCUAAUGCAUGCACAAAGGAAUACAAUUCUUGUUUUCCUACUGAAAUCACGUUAUCUAACAGAAAUCACACUAAUGUGCCACAAGAGUCUAAAGAAAAGACUAUCAAUUGUUUAACUGACACUAGAUCACUUAUAUCAAUUCAUUGCAAUAUUGUAAAAAACUUUGAUUCCAACAAUGAAAUAGAAAAUGUAAACAAAAAUACAAACUUAAAUAGUAUACAACAGGCUGAGAUCAGUAAAUUUUAUUUGAAAAAUCAGAACAUUUAUCUACAAGUUGCUAAGAAGGAAACAAGCGUUUAAUCAAAUCUGUUUAUUGACAUGUAACGAAUAACAUUUAUUUUAGUAAAAAUAUUUGGAA
Molecule: messenger RNA, 5494 nt
Organism: Megalopta genalis
Lineage: Eukaryota; Metazoa; Arthropoda; Insecta; Hymenoptera; Halictidae
Source: RefSeq, a predicted model, not a curated record